UUGAGUUUGUAAGCAAAAGUUUUCUUGGCUCUUCCGAUAAACGGGCAGUAAAUACGUUGUUAUUUGACAUUUGCUCAAGAAAUCAUUUAAAAAUAUUGUAUGGAGGCAUCAAGAUGAACUUAGAGCUACUAGAGUCUUUUGGCCAGAACUUUCCAGAGGAAAGUGAUGGCACCCUUGACUGUAUCAGCAUGGCGUUAACAUGCGCAUUUAACAAGAGAGGUACGUUACUAGCUGUAGGCUGCAACGACGGCCGUGUGGUUAUCUGGGACUUCUUGACCAGAGGCAUUGCUAAGAUCAUCAGCGCACACGUUCAUCCAGUCUGCUCCGUCAGUUGGAGUCGGGAUGGACGUAAACUCCUCAGCGCUUCUACGGACAACAUGAUAUCGAUUUGGGACGUCUUGACAGGUGAUUGUGAUCAGAGAUAUCGAUUCCCGUCGCCCGUCCUCAAAGUUCAGUUCCACCCUAGGAAACAUGCAAAGAUUCUUGUCUGCCCGAUGAAGCAUGCUCCGAUCGUUCUCAACAUUGAUGGGAGCUAUUCCGUUAUCCCUACAGAUGAUGAUUUUGAUCUGAAUAUAGUGGCAUCGUUCGACAGACGUGGGCGUUAUAUCUAUUCAGGAAACGCCAAAGGCAAGGUUCUUGUAGUAUCAACAGAUAAUUUCAAACUAGUCGCCUCGUUUAAAGUGACGACAGGAGCCAGUAAUACGACGGCUAUCAAAUCCAUCGAGUUUGCAAGGAGGGGCAACUGUUUCUUAGUGAAUACUGCGGAUCGUAUCAUCCGUGUUUAUGAGAGCGGAGAGGUUCUUGCGUGCGGGAAAGACGGUGAACCGGAGCCCAUCCAGAAACUUCAAGAUCUCGUUAACAGAACUCCUUGGAAGAAAUGCUGCUUCUCGGGAGAUGGAGAAUACAUUGUUGCUGGGUCUGCUCGGCAGCAUGCCCUGUACAUCUGGGAGAAGAAAUACGGAAACUUAGUCAAGAUCCUACAUGGAACGAGAGGAGAGCUCCUAUUGGACGUUGUGUGGCAUCCAGUUCGACCAAUCAUAGCCUCUGUCUCAAGCGGAGUCGUUUCUGUUUGGGCUCAAAACCAAGUGGAGAAUUGGAGCGCCUACGCCCCAGACUUCAAGGAGCUGGAUGAGAACGUUGAGUACGAAGAACGGGAGAGUGAAUUUGAUAUAGAAGAUGAGGAUAAAUCUGUCGUUGAUCCCGUUGAUGUAGCAGUAGAAGAUGAAGAGGUAGACGUUCUUGCCGUUGAACCGAUCGCAGCUUUCCUAAGCAGUGAUGAAGAAGCAGAGGAUGAAAAAGCUCUACUGUAUCUUCCCAUCUCACCAGAGGUCGAUGAACCUGAGGAGCCUACGUGGGCACCAACAUCAGACCCAACGGAUGAACCUCCGCAGGCAGAAACCCAGAAGAGAGUAGCCCCCAAAGAAUCUUCCCUCCUUUCCCCCAAGAAGAAGAAAGUAAAAGUUGUUGAUAUAGAGCUCCAUGGAGACACCCCAGACGAACUCCAUCCCCUCCUGUCCAACAAGAGCGACGGUAAGACAAAACGAAGAGGUCCGCCUCCCGGAAAGCAAAAAGGAACGAGCGACGGCAGACGAGGAAAAUCAAAACACAGGAGAAUUCACGACGAUUGAAGUAAGAAAAAACUCCUACAACACUUUGACAUCUCUCGGUAAAAAUGGCCUUUCCAUUGGGUUCCCUAAGAUCCCAAAGACCCUGUAUAAUAAAGAUGGCUUUUCCAUCGGGUUCCCAAUGAUUCCCAUAAACCCUGUAUAAUAUAAUUGACUUUUCCAUUGGGUUCCCGAUGGUUCCUAUAGACCCUGUAUAGUAUGACUGACUUUUCCAUUGGGUUCCCCGUUUUUCCUAUAGACCCUGUGUCAUAGACUGACUGUUCCACUUGAUGUUCCUGAUGCUUCCCAUAGACCCUGUAUGACUGAAGUUUCCAUUCUUCCCAUAGACAUUGUAUAAUAUGACUGAAGUUUCCAUUGGGUUCCUUCAUAAACAUUCAACAGUACAUGUGUAUACCAUAAUGCUGAUAUUACUUACAGAGAAAUAGAGACUAGUUUUGAGUUAAAGGCAGUGGACACUAUUGGUAAUUACUCAAAAUAAUUAUAACCAUAAAACCUUACUUGGUAAUGAGUA
This is a messenger RNA of Asterias rubens (European starfish), 2136 nucleotides long. Its product is annotated as retinoblastoma-binding protein 5-like. Bases 114 to 1628 code for a protein of 504 amino acids. The record is from RefSeq and is a predicted model, not a curated record. The transcript is spliced from 14 exons. Lineage: Eukaryota; Metazoa; Echinodermata; Asteroidea; Forcipulatida; Asteriidae. Gene Ontology annotation, cellular component: Set1C/COMPASS complex. Gene Ontology annotation, molecular function: protein binding.